Molecule: messenger RNA, 1395 nt
Organism: Cherax quadricarinatus
Lineage: Eukaryota; Metazoa; Arthropoda; Malacostraca; Decapoda; Parastacidae
Source: RefSeq, a predicted model, not a curated record
ACACCGGACGUAGAACGGGAGACUCAUCAUUCGCUCCUGUCAAGCCUCGUCGGUGCACUCACAAGCUCCCCUUUCAACCUUCUCAACGCAGUCAACAUGAGAGAGUGCAUCAGUGUACAUGUGGGCCAGGCUGGUGUACAGAUCGGCAACGCCUGCUGGGAACUGUACUGCCUGGAACAUGGCAUCCAGCCUGAUGGUCAGAUGCCCUCUGACAAGACUGUGGGAGGCGGUGAUGACUCCUUCAAUACUUUCUUUAGUGAAACAGGCUCAGGCAAGCACGUCCCCAGGGCAGUCUUUGUCGACCUGGAACCCUCUGUCAUAGAUGAGGUUCGUACGGGCACGUACCGUGCAUUGUUCCACCCAGAGCAGCUUAUCACUGGUAAGGAGGAUGCUGCUAACAACUACGCUCGUGGUCACUACACCAUCGGCAAAGAGAUUGUUGAUGUGGUCCUGGAGAAGGUUCGCAAGCUGGCUGACCAGUGUACAGGUCUGCAAGGGUUCCUCAUCUUCCACUCGUUCGGAGGUGGCACUGGCUCCGGAUUCACCUCCCUCCUUAUGGAACGACUCUCUGUCGACUACGGCAAGAAGAGCAAGCUGGAAUUUGCUAUCUACCCAGCCCCUCAGGUAGCUACAGCAGUAGUCGAGCCCUACAACUCUAUCCUGACGACGCACACCACGCUGGAACACUCUGACUGCGCCUUCAUGGUGGACAACGAGGCCAUCUACGACAUCUGCCGCAGGAAUCUGGACAUCGAGCGUCCCACCUACACUAACCUCAACCGUCUCAUUGGUCAGAUCGUUUCCUCCAUCACCGCCUCCCUCAGAUUUGAUGGCGCCCUGAACGUAGACCUGACGGAGUUCCAGACUAACCUGGUGCCCUACCCUCGCAUUCACUUCCCUCUCGUCACCUAUGCUCCAGUUAUCUCUGCAGAGAAGGCUUACCAUGAGCAGCUCUCCGUUGCUGAGAUCACCAACGCUUGCUUUGAGCCUGCCAACCAGAUGGUCAAGUGUGACCCCCGUCACGGCAAGUACAUGGCGUGUUGCCUUCUCUUCCGCGGCGACGUGGUUCCCAAGGAUGUCAACGCUGCCAUUGCUGCCAUUAAAACCAAGAGAACCAUCCAGUUCGUAGACUGGUGCCCUACUGGCUUCAAGGUGGGUAUCUGCCCAUAUCCCCUACCCUCCAUAACCCAGUUCCAGAUUCAUCUGCCACCUGCCCCAUUUCUAGAUUCACCUACCACCACCUGUCCCGGUUCUAGGUACGUUGGAGAAGGAAUGGAAGAAGGUGAGUUCUCAGAGGCCCGUGAAGACUUGGCAGCCCUCGAGAAGGACUACGAGGAAGUGGGACUCGACUCUGCUGAGGGUGAGGGCGAGGAGGAGGAGGGGCAGGAGUAUUAG